AUGUUGGACGAUCAGCCCCGCAGAAGUCGGCGAUCCUCCAUCUCCGAGCAUAUUCAGCGCGUCUUUAAUGUGGAUCGACUGGAUAAGAAACGCGUGAGUGAUGGCUUUCAGGCUGAUCAGGCGAGGAACGCUGCCUUGGUACCCAAGUCCGAAAUCACCAUCGGCUUCGAGGUCGGUGCCGGUAGCACCAUCGCUGGCGAAACGAAGCCCAGUUCUUUUACACAUUCGUCUCGGAAUUCUCGGCUGCCAUCCGUCAGUACGCCGGGUUCGAGUCCCCCAGUUCAUCCAGUGCGGGUUCAGGAUGAAGACGCCGAGGACCCCAAACAACUGGCAUCAGAUAUGAGUGCCCCUAAUGCUAAUACCAACACUACCAACAAUGCGAGUGCCGCAAACAUAGAUCUCAUCUGCAGAUCUCCAACCUGGGAAAAAGACGUCAAUCGCAAAGAACGACGCGCCACCAAGCGACUCGAGGCAGAGCGCAAAGAACUCGAAAAGCGCCUCUCUCAUCUUGAAGAGGCCCAACUCAAAUUAGAUCAAGGCGUCUACGACAGAAACUCUCGCCGCUUGACAAAAAAGCAACCUCUAGGUAGCUCAACGCGCUCAUCAAGUGCCAAUACUGAAAGACCCAGAUCAUCAAGCUUCACCUCACUUUUCUCCUCCAAGCGACGCUCUCGAUCGCGAGCAAGUUCAAUGACUGGCAGUGACAGGGAAUCGCGCAGCUCGAUCGAGAAUGGACCUCCAACGCUCCCCUUGACGCUGCCUGAACAGUUCGGUACUGCUGUCUCUCGUGAACUCGCAACCCGCCAUGGAACAAGUCUGGUACCGUCUCAUCAGAUGCCUCGGGCGCUGCACCACACUCCGGCCAAGUCGGAUGAUCUCCGUGAGAACUGGAAGCUGGCUGAAGAAUGGAAGAAGAAGACUGGAGGCACAGAGCCAGAGAACACCGUGACAACGAAAAGGGCAUCAUUCAGAUCCAAAUUCACAAGGUCGGAUAAGCAUACUCCCAACGGAUCCUCCACUAGCUAUCCCCCCAGCAAGCCUAUGUCUACACCUCAUCCAACUCCCCACACACCUUCGCAGGCGACGGAACUAUCUGCAGAUCUCGACCGCGAUUCUUUCACCGCAGCACUUCGAGCCGAGAGAAUCGCGCCAGGUGUGGCAAGCAGAAACCCCAACGCAUCAAGUCCCAAUGCCGCAUCAACAACGGGGAAUUUCCCAAAGAAAGGCCGAGCCGAUAUUAGUCAAAAGACCUACAAGUCCUCUCCUCUGGCCCUGAACCCCUUCACAAACAAAGAUGACGAUCAAAAGCACGGGCGGUCUCCAAAAUCUGCAACACAGCCCGCUGGACAUGGUCAUGGUCAUGGCAAUACGACACCGUCUCGUCUCCCCGAGGAACAAGGUCAAGGACAGAGAGGACAAGGCCGUUUGAAUGCGAAUGGUUUUAAGAAAUCAAGCCCACCAACCCGCCCAGUGGCGGACCAUUCGGUCACUGCCAAAAUGCAAGCUCCCGUCACUUCCCAGCAACAACGUCCAGCAAAUGAAAAAUCAACAGAGAACCGGCCUGCGAGAAUGGUCUCACCCGAUACGAAAGCCGAACAUAUGCCAAGAGACGCAAAUAUGUCUCCUCUAAUGGUUCCACCACUGAAACAUUCUGGCAGACGAUCCACGAUCAUCACGUCGGGUAGCCCGAAAUCAAACAACGGGACACAGGAGGCACCAAUCGUCGUGGCAGAGACACAGGAGGUAUCGGUACCGGCGUCGACACCAGCACUCGAUCAAGUGAAUUCGAAGACUGAUUCCACACGCCGGGUCUACCAACUCACAGACGGAGGUCCAGGCAAUACCUCUAUGCAAAGCGUACACCGACCGGGACAUAGUCGAACAUCAUCACAUUCAUCAUACGGGGGAUCGAGCUACGAUACAGCAGAUGAGGAGGUUCUGGAUAUAUCCAAGGCUCAUACAAAAAUGAAACCUCAGCCCUCGCCACCUCAGGCCUCGCCAUCUGAAGCCCCCCAAGGCCCUCCCCCUCGAGCUCAAGCUCAAGCAUCAAAAUUCCAAGCUCCAAAGUCCCCCAACACAAACCCACCUAUGGCUAUGCAAUUGCAAGAUGCCGGAACAAAUGGAAUGAUCAACCCAAAUGUUCAUUUUCCCAUUCCCAGGGCAAAUCCAAAUCCUCCUCUCGCCCCGGACGGCCCAAUCGCAAUGAUGAGAUCAACUCUAGUCCAACGCACAAAAAAGCCACUAAAGGACCAAGUCCUCGCAAAGCUAUUUGUCAUCUGCUGCUCUUGCAAAUACUGGCACGAUAUGCCGUCAGAGAUAUACGCCCGACUAGCAUGUCCAGAGCGCCUCCCAUCCGAAUCUCGUCUCGUUCGCACGUUUUCUCGCAAAAUUUCUUCGCGGCGGAACUCGAUUUUUUCUUCUUCAGACCCGUCGGGUCGGGGACUACCGAGCCAAUUAAGGGUGCAACCCCCUUCGAACAAGGGUACUGGCGGUGGCACUGAGAAUGGUAGUCCCGAGCAGCGAAAUGGAAAUGGAAAUGGCGCUUCUGCGUUAGUGCCUGUUCAAUGCAAUUGGUGUGGACAUGGUAUGACCCGAGCCUGUUGCCAGGGGUGGACUACUCUUGUCCAAAUGCGCGACAGACACCACUAA
This is a messenger RNA of Penicillium waksmanii, 2649 nucleotides long. RefSeq lists its product as uncharacterized. Lineage: Eukaryota; Fungi; Ascomycota; Eurotiomycetes; Eurotiales; Aspergillaceae. The transcript has 3 exons. The record is from RefSeq and is a predicted model, not a curated record. Bases 1 to 2649 code for a protein of 882 amino acids.